AUGCUGCGGAUCGGCCCCAUCGCCGCCGCCGCUUUCGUCCGCCGGGCAUCGCCGCGGCACCGCCUCGCUGGGAACCGAGAGAGCAUCCCCCGGUCCUGGCCGCCGGCUCUGUCCCGGGGCGGCGGCGGCGGCGGCGGCGGCGGCGGGAGGGUGGUGCCGGUGCUGAAGACGCCCAAGGGCACCCGCGACCACCCGCCGGCGCAGGCGGCGCUGCGGGAGCGGCUCCUGGGCGCCGUGGUGUCCUGCUUCAAGCGGCACGGGGCGGCCGCCAUCGACACCCCCGUGCUGGAGCUGCGGGAGACGCUGAUGGGGAAGUACGGGGAGGACACGAAGCUCAUCUAUGAGCUGCAGGACCAGGGAGGGGAGCUGCUGGCCCUGCGCUACGACCUCACCGUGCCCUUCGCUCGCUACCUGGCCAUGAACAAGGUCAACAACAUGAAGCGCUACCACGUGGCCAAGGUGUACAGGAGGGACAACCCGGCCACCACCCGGGGCCGCUACCGCGAGUUCUACCAGUGCGACUUUGACAUCGCCGGGCAGUUCGACCCGAUGAUUCCCGACGCCGAGUGCCUGAAGAUCGUGCACGAGAUCCUGAGUGACCUGCAGCUCGGGGACUUUGUCAUCAAGGUGACCAGGCGGGUUCUCUGUGCCACGGCCUCUGAGGAGAAGAUCAGGACAACAGAGACGCAGGUGCUGGUGGCCUCUGCCCAAAAGAAGCUCCUUGAAGAGCGGCUGAAGCUCAUCUCCGAGCUGUGGGAUGCUGGAGUCAAGGCAGAGAUGCUGUACAAGAAGAACCCCAAGCUGCUGAACCAGCUGCAGUACUGUGAGGACACGGGCAUCCCUCUGGUCGCCAUCGUGGGCGAGCAGGAGCUCAAGGAUGGAGUUGUCAAGCUGAGGAUUGUGGCAACCAGGGAGGAGGUCAACAUCCGCAGGGAGAGCCUGGUGGAGGAGAUCAGGACGCGAACGAGCCAGCCUUAAACCCCUCCGGGACACAUCUGCUCCUCGGUUGGAUUCUGGCUGACAGAUUUCCUCCUGUAAAUGCCUUGGCCGGGCUGUGCAGCAGCGGGUGGGGGGUCGGGGGGGGCGUUGAAAGCUGUAUUUAUUCUUGUCUCAUGCCCUCCCUCCCCCUGCGGGAGCAGAGGCGGUGCCGACUCCUGCGCCCUGCCCUGGCCCUCGAGAAUGUCGCUGGGAAGACGUGGAGGUGGCUCUGACAGACCCCUCUGCCGCAGCGACCCGUGGAGCCCCAGCAGACCCCGGGGGGCUUGGCUGCAGCUUCUUGUUCCCGUCGCGUUGAAUAACCAUCCCGGCCCGUCUGGCUGCAGGGCGGUGACCUUCUCCCCAGCAAAAUGUAACGGCGCGGCUCCCGGAAACAUAAUAAAUCUGUCUGUCCCCCGCCGUGA
Messenger RNA from Neopelma chrysocephalum (saffron-crested tyrant-manakin), 1400 nucleotides. RefSeq names its product histidine--tRNA ligase, cytoplasmic-like. Lineage: Eukaryota; Metazoa; Chordata; Aves; Passeriformes; Pipridae. The record is from RefSeq and is a predicted model, not a curated record. Gene Ontology annotation, cellular component: mitochondrion; cytoplasm. Gene Ontology annotation, molecular function: identical protein binding. Gene Ontology annotation, biological process: mitochondrial translation.